Drosophila bipectinata is the source of this 444-nucleotide messenger RNA. The record is from RefSeq and is a predicted model, not a curated record. NCBI's taxonomy places the organism in Eukaryota, Metazoa, Arthropoda, Insecta, Diptera, Drosophilidae.
GUAAGUACCUGCAGAUCUUAAUAAGAUCUUGGAAAUCAUAUAUCCUUUAUGUAGACCCUUCAAUUCCCCUCAUGCCAUUCAAAUGGCCAAGCAACGAGUGGAAAAGGAAUACUCUGUGGUCGGCACUUGGGAGGAGAAAAACAUAACUCUCACUGUCUUUGAGAAAUAUAUACCCAAAUACUUUAAUCAUGCUCGAUUUUUGUACAAGUUGCACAGCCAAAGUAUUCGUAAUAGGAAUCGCAAUAAUCGCAAGCCCCAUAUAGAUCGAGAUGUUAGGGAAAUGGUGAGAAGGAACUUUACGAAUGAAUACGAGUUCUACUAUUUCUGCAAACAGCGUCUAUAUAAGCAAUAUCUAGCCCUGCAACUAGAAAAUAAUCUUAAAUAAAGAUAUAUAACAGCUGUAUUUAUGACCAAAGGAUUUUUACAAAUGGUUCCUAAUAAAAG